GGUCACAUGUCCGCGGCGACGCUGGCCAGUGGGCGGGGUUUGGGUGCAGAUUGAAGGAGCGCUGGUAGACGGCGGAGAGAGUGGUGCGGGUGAGGGCGACUCCUGACAACGCCGUUCGAUUUGUAUGGCUUUUGUGGAUGUGCGAGGCACCUGUCAUCAUGAAUGAAUAAGCUUAUGCUACAGACUGAGGGAAAUGGCUUUCGAUUCGUCUCGAGCCUGCCAUGUACAGUCGGUCCUCCUCCUCUAAAGGACGUCAGCUGUUUAUGGGAACUACUGGCAUUGCUCUCCUGAGGAUUUAGCUCUCCUUGUGGGACGUCAUUUUUCCACCAUCGCAGAAGUGCUGAGCAGCUGGGUGACAUGGCUAACAAUUCAUACGCUGGGGUGAAUUACUCUGUGGCUGAGCCCAAUCAUGAAGGAGAUUUCGGGUGCUCUCUCAAAGAGCUCCGCUCCCUUAUGGAACUGCGGGGGACUGAAGGAAUACACAAAAUCCAGGAAUCUUAUGGGGAUGUGAAUGGAAUCUGCAGCAGAUUGAAAACAUCACCUAUAGAAGGUUUAAGUGGAAAUAAUACUGAUAUUGACAAGAGAAAGGUAGCAUUUGGACAGAACUUUAUACCUCCAAAAAAGUCAAAAACUUUUCUUCAGUUAGUAUGGGAAGCAUUACAGGAUGUAACGUUAAUUAUUCUAGAAGUGGCAGCCAUCAUUUCAUUAGGCCUUUCUUUUUAUAAACCUCUGGAUCAAAGUGAUCAUAGUUGUGGGGAGGGAACAGGAGGAGUAGAAGAUGAGGGCGAGUCAGAGGCAGGAUGGAUAGAAGGAGCAGCCAUCCUCCUGUCUGUCAUUUGCGUGGUGUUAGUGACUGCCUUCAAUGACUGGAGUAAAGAGAAGCAGUUCCGUGGCUUACAGAGUCGCAUUGAACAAGAGCAGAAGUUUACAGUGGUGCGCAAUGGGCAAGUCAUUCAGAUCCCCGUGGCUGAGCUUGUAGUUGGGGAUAUUGCACAAAUCAAAUAUGGUGACCUCUUACCUGCUGACGGUGUUCUCAUUCAAGGGAAUGACCUUAAAAUUGACGAGAGCUCUCUCACAGGAGAGUCUGACCACGUGAAGAAAACGCUGGAGAAGGAUCCUAUGCUGUUGUCAGGCACCCAUGUCAUGGAGGGCUCUGGAAAAAUGGUUGUCACUGCUGUUGGAGUCAACUCCCAAACUGGAAUCAUCUUUACUUUACUGGGGGCAGGAGAUGACGAGGAAGAUGAAGAGAAAGAGGAGAAAAAGAAGGAAAAAGAACGAAAGAAGGAGAAGAAAAACAAAAAGCAAGAUAGCUCAGUGGAGAACAGAAAGAAGGCCAAAGCCCAGGAUGGAGCUGCAAUGGAAAUGCAACCUUUGAACAGUGAUGAAGGGACAGACGCAGAAGAGAAGCGGAAAGCUAACUUGCCAAAGAAGGAGAAAUCUGUUCUUCAGGGGAAGUUGACUAAAUUAGCAGUACAAAUUGGCAAAGCAGGUCUUGUAAUGUCAGCCAUUACAGUCAUAAUCCUGGUGGUGUUGUUUAUACUGAACACUUUCUGGGUACAAGGCAUUCCCUGGAAGAAAAGCUGCACGCCCAUAUACAUCCAGUUUUUUGUCAAGUUCUUCAUCAUCGGCGUAACCGUGCUGGUGGUGGCUGUCCCUGAGGGUCUGCCUCUUGCCGUCACUAUUUCCCUGGCUUACUCUGUCAAAAAAAUGAUGAAAGACAACAAUUUGGUGAGACAUUUAGAUGCCUGUGAGACCAUGGGCAAUGCCACCGCCAUCUGCUCAGAUAAGACAGGUACUCUCACUAUGAACAGGAUGACUGUGGUGCAGGCUUACAUUGCAGACAAGUACUACAGGAGGGUCCCUGAGCCAGAAGUCAUCCCUGCCAGCAUCAUGGACCUGCUUGUGUUGGGCAUCAGUGUCAACUGUGCUUAUACUACCAAGAUUAUGUCUCCUGAAAAAGAAGGUGGUCUUGCUCGUCAGGUAGGCAACAAAACUGAAUGUGCCUUGCUUGGCUUUGUGCUGGACUUGAAAAAGGACUACCAAGCAGUCCGCAACGAGAUCCCAGAGGAAAAACUCUACAAAGUUUACACUUUCAACUCUGUCAGGAAAUCCAUGAGCACCGUGCUGAGGAAUGCUGACGGAAGCUUCCGGAUGUUCAGCAAAGGAGCGUCAGAGAUUCUGCUAAAGAAAUGUUAUAAGAUCCUAACAGCGAGUGGUGAGACCAAAGUGUUUAGACCACGAGACCGAGACGAUAUGGUGAAGAAGGUGAUUGAGCCUAUGGCUUCUGAAGGCCUGAGGACAAUAUGCCUGGCGUACAGAGACUUCCCUGUUUCAGAUGGUGAACCUGACUGGGAAAAUGAGAGCGACAUUCUCGCUAGACUUACUUGCGUGUGUGUGGUGGGCAUCGAAGACCCUGUUAGACCCGAGGUCCCCGAUGCCAUUAGAAAGUGCCAGCGUGCAGGGAUCACAGUACGCAUGGUCACUGGGGACAACAUCAACACAGCUCGAGCCAUAGCAACCAAAUGCGGCAUCCUGCAGCCUGGAGAUGAUUUUCUUUGCUUGGAGGGCAAAGAAUUUAAUCGGCGGAUACGAAACGAAAAAGGAGAGAUUGAACAGGAGCGGAUUGAUAAAAUAUGGCAGAAACUGAGGGUCCUGGCUAGAUCUUCACCAACAGACAAGCACACAUUAGUUAAAGGGAUCAUUGACAGCACUGUUGCAGAACAGAGGCAAGUAGUAGCGGUAACAGGAGACGGUACCAAUGAUGGCCCUGCUUUAAAAAAGGCUGAUGUUGGGUUUGCUAUGGGCAUUGCUGGCACAGAUGUGGCAAAAGAGGCUUCAGACAUCAUUCUCACCGAUGACAAUUUCAGUAGUAUUGUGAAAGCAGUUAUGUGGGGACGCAAUGUCUACGACAGCAUCUCCAAGUUUCUGCAGUUUCAGCUCACUGUCAAUGUAGUGGCUGUAAUUGUGGCUUUUACAGGAGCCUGCAUCACACAGGACUCUCCUCUGAAAGCAGUACAGAUGUUGUGGGUAAAUCUGAUCAUGGACACGUUUGCAUCCCUUGCACUGGCCACCGAGCCUCCUACAGAGUCUUUGCUGCUAAGGAAACCAUAUGGCCGUAACAAGCCCCUUAUUUCUAAAACCAUGAUGAAGAACAUCCUGGGCCAUGCAGUCUACCAGCUUACAGUCAUAUUCACUCUCCUGUUUGUGGGUGAGAAGAUAUUUGACAUAGACAGUGGUCGUAAUGCGCCGCUCAAUGCUGGUCCCUCUGAGCACUAUACCAUUGUCUUCAACACCUUUGUUAUGAUGCAGCUUUUCAAUGAAAUAAAUGCCCGUAAGAUCCAUGGAGAGAGGAACGUCUUUGAUGGCAUUUUCAACAAUUUAAUUUUUUGCACUAUUGUUUUUGGCACUUUCAUCAUCCAGAUUGUAAUUGUGCAGUUUGGAGGAAGGCCGUUUAGCUGUGUGGGACUGUCCAUUGACCAGUGGCUGUGGUGCACUUUCUUAGGUUUUGGCUGUCUGCUCUGGGGUCAGCUGAUCUCCACCAUUCCUACCAGUCGACUAAAGUUCCUAAAGCCAGCAGGUCAUGGUACUCAAAAAGAGGAGAUCCCAGAAGAGGAAUUGGAGGACAUGGAGGACCUUGAUGAGAUCGACCAUGCAGAGCGUGAGCUGCGCCGUGGACAAAUACUCUGGUUUCGAGGUCUCAACAGGAUACAGACUCAGAUUCGAGUAGUGAAUGCAUUCCGCAGCUCUCUGUCCCCCUAUGAGGGGCUGGAAAAGCCUGAGUCCCGCUCCUCAAUCCACAACUUCAUGACCCACCCGGAGUUUCGGAUAGAGGACUCAGAGCCACACAUCCCCCUCAUCGAUGAUACGGAUGCAGAGGACGAUGCCCCCACAAAGAGAAACGCCACCCCCACACCUCCUCCCCCUCCAUCUCCGUCGCCCAAUCAGAACAAUAAUGCUGUGGACAGCGGUAUUCACCUAUUCCUAGACAACAGCAAAUCAGCCCCACCCUCGGCUCCUGCAAGCCCCAUGCACAGCGUGGAGACCUCCCUAUGAUCGGUGCCGUCCCUUCAUACGAAGCCACAUCCACCUCUCGUCUUUGCAGAAAACCUGUGCUCAGCGGACUCACUGGUGCAGAGCUGAGUGUAACCUCGGAGCUUAGCUUAAGCUUGACUGAAACAAAAGCAAGCAUUCAUCAGAAUGUAGGUUUUGGUUGUGAUAUUACCAUUUUUGUUGUCUUAUUUGAUUCUUAACAUCCUCUCAAGGGGUGGAGGACUUCAUUUCCACCCUACCUGUAAAAUCUGUCUCCCCCCUUUUGUGAGAAUGAAGGGAUUAUGAAUUCAGCUAUAAAGUGACCUGUAUUUUUGUUAUUGUUGUUAUUUAAUUAUUCUAAUUAUGAGGAGAUCGUUCUCCAUAUGGCUUGCAGAUCAGCUGUGAGAAAUUGACUUUUUGCUUUUCUUUUUUUCUGAAUGGUGAUGUACAUUUCUUUGGCCCUAGUUUAUUAAAUAGUUUAAUUUCUGCUCCAUUUGGCUGUUAAUAUAUUAAAUUAUUUAUGUUUUUUGAAGGAAGCAGGUCUGUUUACAAAGUUUGUAGAUAUUUUUUCUUUGUUGGUAAAGGAGCUUCCUUAUGCAGACAACGGGGACAAAUAAACAAGAAUAUUUCAGAUUCUGCUGUAUUUUCAGGAAAAAUGUAUGUUUCUAUGGAAACUAAACUAUUUUUGCCUGCAAGUUUUAUUUGUUAUAUAUUUGUGGAUAAAUAGAAUCUUUUAGCCAAAUAGAUAACACUAAGGCUUGUAUAGCAAUGAACAGAGGUGUUGAGGUCCAGACGGGUUACUCUGUGUUAAACAGGUGAGGACAGGGAUGCAGCAUUGGCCUCUGUUAAUACAUUUCCCUGUGUUUGUACUACUGCUUUACUUUCAGUUUCGAAGCUACUUUUUGUGCUGAUAGGGACUGUUGCGUUUCUAAUUCCAAGUUCGUUAUCGAUUGUAAGCGAAUUCACUGAAGUGCUUGGAACUAGAUGUUUCAUAUUUUAUUUGUUUGAUUAAAAAUGUUAAGUUAAGACAGUAACAAAGCUCAUAAUUAGAUAUUAAGAUACAAAAAGUUCCUCUGGGGACAUGUCUCUCCCUGCUAAUGUGAGAUACUGACAAUUGAUAACAGAUUUAGAAAAAUACAAUUCAAAUCCAAAAAAGUGCAACAAAUAAACAUUUAACAAUAA
Messenger RNA from Trichomycterus rosablanca, 5211 nucleotides. RefSeq names its product ATPase plasma membrane Ca2+ transporting 1a (gene atp2b1a). The transcript has 21 exons. Gene Ontology annotation, biological process: calcium ion transmembrane transport; regulation of cytosolic calcium ion concentration. Gene Ontology annotation, cellular component: intracellular membrane-bounded organelle; plasma membrane. The record is from RefSeq and is a predicted model, not a curated record. Bases 358 to 4053 code for a protein of 1231 amino acids. Lineage: Eukaryota; Metazoa; Chordata; Actinopteri; Siluriformes; Trichomycteridae. Gene Ontology annotation, molecular function: PDZ domain binding; ATP hydrolysis activity; P-type calcium transporter activity.